Melitaea cinxia (Glanville fritillary) is the source of this 1154-nucleotide messenger RNA. RefSeq names its product elongation of very long chain fatty acids protein 7-like. Lineage: Eukaryota; Metazoa; Arthropoda; Insecta; Lepidoptera; Nymphalidae. Bases 1 to 858 code for a protein of 285 amino acids. The transcript is spliced from 5 exons. Gene Ontology annotation, molecular function: fatty acid elongase activity. Gene Ontology annotation, biological process: very long-chain fatty acid biosynthetic process; fatty acid elongation, polyunsaturated fatty acid; fatty acid elongation, saturated fatty acid. Gene Ontology annotation, cellular component: endoplasmic reticulum membrane. The record is from RefSeq and is a predicted model, not a curated record.
AUGGAAAAUAAUUUAAUAUUGGAAAAUGGCUCAACUAGUGGAAAGUGGAAUUUUAAUGGUGCUUUGGAAUAUGUCGAUCAGUGGAUACUUAUGAAAACGCCGUAUCCAUUAAUUAUAAUUACUAUAUCAUAUUUAUUAUUCGUGGUCAGUGUUGGUCCAAGACUCAUGAAAAAUCGUCCACCGAUAUCUAUGAAUAAUUUUCUUAUAUUAUACAAUAUAUUUCAAGUGGCGUUUUCUCUCUACUUAUGUUACAUUGGUACAAGCCUUCUUUGGCGAAAUGGUUUAAUAGGAAAGUCAUGCUUACUAGAAAUACCUGAAAGUCGAUAUACUAUUACCACAAGUAUAUACACUUAUUUCAUAGCAAAAGUCACCGAACUCUUAGAUACAAUACUAUUUGUUCUCCGAAAGAAGGAUAACCAAGUUACAUUCCUUCAUGUCUACCAUCACCUGACAGUGAUGUGGUGUACUUGGUUCAAUCUGAAGUAUGAACCUUCGUACAACACCAUAUUCCUCGGCACUUUAAAUUCCUACGUUCACGUCAUCAUGUACACGUACUAUGGAAUGUCUGCUGUUCCUGAAUUGGCAAAGAAUUUAUGGUGGAAAAAGUAUAUAACGUCUUUACAAUUGGUACAGUUCGUGUUGAUUUUGCUCCAUGCAGUAGCCAGCGCCAUCUAUCCUGGAUGUCCUCCAACAUACACUCUAAUAUUAAUGAUAAACGUAAAUGCAUCACUAUUUAUCUAUCUAUUUGGUAAAUUUUACAUAAACACAUAUACCAAUACAAAAGUGUUAAAAAAUCAGAAAAGAGAAACAGAAAAUGAUCAAGAUCUUUUAGACGCUUAUCUCGAUAAAAUCAAAUAAUAUAGUUGUUAUACGUAUUUCUUUGUGUUUGUUUCAUUUAUACGUGCAAUAAUUAUAAAAAAAAAUAUGCAACUUUUAUAACCGGCUAAAAAAAAAGUAUUAUUUAUUUAUCGUAGGUGCGGGCGACCUUGUGUGUAUGCUAAUUCUAUUUCAUAUAAUUACUUUUGUUUUGCUUUAGAUAUUUACAAUUAUAAUGAUGAGAGGUUGAUAGUUAUUAUUAGAAUGGUAAUUGUGUGUAUUUUUCUUUCGAAAAUUGUUUGUUGAUAAUAUUCAGUAAACGUUGAAAAAUUAUUAUA